Lodderomyces orthopsilosis Co 90-125 is the source of this 1101-nucleotide messenger RNA. RefSeq names its product DNA-(apurinic or apyrimidinic site) lyase (gene APN1). NCBI's taxonomy places the organism in Eukaryota, Fungi, Ascomycota, Pichiomycetes, Serinales, Debaryomycetaceae. Gene Ontology annotation, biological process: base-excision repair. The record is from RefSeq and is a predicted model, not a curated record. Gene Ontology annotation, molecular function: phosphoric diester hydrolase activity; DNA-(apurinic or apyrimidinic site) endonuclease activity; DNA binding. Bases 1 to 1101 code for a protein of 366 amino acids. Gene Ontology annotation, cellular component: mitochondrion; nucleus. The transcript is spliced from 2 exons.
AUGCCGCCAAAAGUUAAAGCACCUAAAGUCAAAGUGGAAAAACCAUUUGCAUAUGAACGAAAUCUUAAUAGUAGAUUCAAAUUUGGAGCUCACGUGGGUAUGUCAGGUGGAAUAUAUAAAGCAGUCACUAAUUCUAUGAAUAUUGGUGGUAAUAGCUUUGCAUUGUUUUUGAAAUCGCCUCGUAAAUGGGUAUCGCCAGCUUUAAAACCUGAUGAUAUUGCUAAAUUUGCUGAAUUAUGCAAACAACACAAUUAUAACCCAAGAACUGAUAUUUUACCUCAUGGUUCAUAUUUUAUUAACUUAGCCAACCCGGAUCCUGAAAAGGAAGCUAAAGCAUAUGAUUCAUUUCUUGAUGAUUUGAAACGAUGUGAACAGUUGAAUAUUGGACUAUAUAAUUUCCAUCCUGGAUCAAGUUUAGAUGGUGAUCGAAAACAAGCAUUGAAACAACUAGCUAAUAAUAUCAAUAAAGCAAUCAAGGACACUGCAUUUGUUAAAAUUGUAAUUGAGAAUAUGGCUGGUCAUGGGAACCUCAUUGGAUCUGAUUUGAAAGAUAUACGUGAAGUGAUUGAUAUGGUUGACGAUAAAUCACGAGUAGGUGUUUGUUUAGACACCUGUCAUUCAUUUGCUGCUGGGUAUGACAUUACAGACGAGGAUAAAUGGAAUGCAUUUCUUAAACAAUUUGAUGAGAUUGUUGGAGCUGAGUACCUUAGUGCUAUACAUUUAAAUGAUUCAAAAGCUCCAUUAGGAGCCAAUCGUGAUUUACAUCAGAAAUUGGGUCAAGGUUUCCUCGGACUAGAGGUGUUUAGAGCUAUCGCCAACUGUGAUAGAUUACAAGGUAUACCUAUUGUAUUGGAAACCCCUGUAGGAGACGAUGAUGAAAUAUAUGGAGAAGAAAUUAAACUUCUUGAAUGGCUUGAAGGUAGACCAAAAGAUGAUGCUGAUUUUAUUGCCAAGAAGGAUGAGUUAUGGGCAUUAGGUAAAAAGGAAAGAGAUGAACAAUUGAAAAAGUUUGAAGUAAAGACGAAAAAAAGGGCUAAAGAUGAGGAAAAAAAUGGUGAUAUUACAAAGAUGGUGAAGAAGAAGAAGGUGGGUGCAAAAUAG